AUGACUACAUCAAAUCUCUCCCUGUUAAAAUUUCCACAAAUUCAUCCGGUAAAAUCAGAUAAUAAAGUUCAGACUAAAACAGGUACAACUUCAUUUGAACAAUGGCGAGCUAGUAUACACAAACAAUUAGAAGAAGACCUCCAACGUAAAGUUCGUGAAGUUUUAGAAGAAUCAGAGAGACAAGAACGACUUGCAAAAUUAAAAUAUCGUCGACAUGCAUUUGAAAUAAUUUAUGUCGAAGAAUGUCCGAUUAAUUGA
Messenger RNA from Didymodactylos carnosus, 258 nucleotides. The record is from the annotation of a GenBank genome assembly. NCBI's taxonomy places the organism in Eukaryota, Metazoa, Rotifera, Eurotatoria, Philodinida, Philodinidae.